AUGAAUGGAAUGAAAUUAAGCAAGCAUGCAAAGAGUGUAAAGGGGAAGGCGGCGGUGAAUAUCGCUUUGAGUGCUUCUUUUUGGAAUAGGUUAAGUCUUUGCUUGAAGGUGUUUGCCCCUUUAGUCAAGGUGCUUUACCUUGUUGAUGGGGAUAGAAAGCCAUCAAUGGGCUUUGUGUAUGGAGAACUACUUAGAGCCAAAGAGGAGAUUAAAAUGGCAUUCAAAUAUCAAGAAGCUCACUAUCGUCCAAUCCUUGACAUUGUUGAUAGAAAAGCCCGUGAUCGACUUGAUAGUCCAUUGCAUUUAGCGGGCUACCUCUUGAACCCAUAUUACACAUAUGCCAAUCCAAGCAUUGAGAACGAUAAUGUGGUCAUGGAUGGGUUCUUCACUUGUGUUAAGGUAUUCUUUCCCGAUGACAUUCAAACUCAAAGUUUGGUGACAAAUGUAGAAUUGCACAAGUAUUUGAAGAAAGAGGGUGGAUUUGGAAGAACAUUGGCUAAGGAGGGAUGCACACAAAAUGAUGACAAUUAUAAUCCGGUUUUGUGCUGGAAUAUUUAUGGAAACCUUGUACCAAAAUUGCAAAGUAUGGCUAAAGAGAUACUUUCAUUGACCACAAGCUCAUCCGGAUGUCAGAGAAAUUGGAGUGCUUUUGAGGGGAUCCAUACAAAGAAAAGGAAUAGACUAGAUACAACGACGUUAAACAAUUUAGUCUAUGUCCAAUUCAAUGCUAAGAUCAUCAACAAGAAGAGAUGA
Rosa chinensis is the source of this 753-nucleotide messenger RNA. RefSeq lists its product as uncharacterized. The transcript is spliced from 3 exons. The record is from RefSeq and is a predicted model, not a curated record. The coding region runs from base 1 to 753 and encodes 250 amino acids. Lineage: Eukaryota; Viridiplantae; Streptophyta; Magnoliopsida; Rosales; Rosaceae. Gene Ontology annotation, molecular function: protein dimerization activity.